AUGCUGUGCAACUGUUUGCGGAGCAUAGAGAUACUACUACUUUUGAGUGUGCAUUUUGCAACGUCAGGACCGUUGCGGAUUGCUAGCAACGGUGUUGAUUCGGUGGUUUUAGGAGGUAACGAAAAGACGCUGAUUAUCGAUACGUCCACAUCAUUUCGAGUAAUGAAUCACUCAAGAUGCGCAUAUGUGCUGCUUUCAGUUGAGCGUUUGGAUGCUCCAAUAGAGCGGAUUGAAAUCCGAUUGAUCGACGAGAAUACGACACAACCGGUGUUGAUCGAUAUCCAGAAACCAACGCAGUCGCCGUCGAGCGCCGAGGCGAGUUCCAACUCGGUGAUUGAGCCAGAUUCUGGCGGUGAGAACGACGAACAAGGAACGCAUCUGCACCAUCACCAUCAUCAUCACCAUCAUGAAGCCAAAGAACGCAAGCAAACAACGAUCGGAUUCGAGGUGAAACUCGAGCGAAAAGUUGAGCAUAUCGUGCCGAAUAGUGGAACGGAUGUGAAGAAUCGAUGGAGUAAUUCGGAUUCUGUUGGUCAGUCGGAACGUGUCAAUCAUGGAAACAACGAAUAUGUCGAUGAUCUACCGCCAUUGGAUAUCGGUGACGAUACG
This is a messenger RNA of Anisakis simplex (herring worm), 609 nucleotides long. Lineage: Eukaryota; Metazoa; Nematoda; Chromadorea; Rhabditida; Anisakidae. The record is from the annotation of a GenBank genome assembly.